CUUAUAAUAAACUUGUAUUGGUGUAAAAAUGGGAAUUAAAGAUCUCUGGACAAUAUUGACACCAUUCUGUGAAAGAAAACCGCUUUACGAACUACAAGGAAAGAAUGUUGCUGUUGAUCUGUCAGGUUGGGUAUGCCAGGCUCAGUGCAUAGCUGAUUAUCAGGUGCAGCCUCGAAUGUAUCUUAGAAAUUUAUAUUUUCGAACAUGCUAUUUGCUUCUGCAAGAAGUCAAUCCAGUGUUUGUGCUGGAAGGGAAAACCCCAACAUUGAAGUACAAAACAAUUGCAGCAAGGAAUGCAAUACAAUUCAAGGGUGCAAAGCCCAGAGCUCCAGGUUCCUCAUUGGAGAAAGGCCGCACAAGGUUUAAUCAUGUUCUGAAGCAAUGUGAGGAAAUGCUGAAGAUUAUGGGUUUGACCUGCAUCACUGGGAAAGGUGAAGCUGAAGCAAUGUGUGCUUAUUUAAAUGAAGCUGGGUUGGUGGAUGGCUGUGUGAGCCAGGAUUCAGAUUGCUUUGCCUAUGGCGCUAAUGUGGUAUACAGGAACUUUUCUAUAUCGCAGCAAGGCGUUGCAGCAGCUUCUGGUGGAUCUAUUGACGUAUACGAUAUCAGAUUGGCUACAAAAACCAUCGGGUUUGGCAGGAAUAAAGUCAUAAGUUUGGCUAUACUCUGCGGAUCAGAUUACAACGAAGGCGUUUACGGUGUCGGCAAGGAUUCAGCAAUGAAAUGGUUCGCCAACGUCACCGAAGAUGAAAUCCUGGAAAGAUUGAGACUCUGGAAGAAACUUCCAUGCCCCGAUCCUAAAAAAAUCUGCAGUAGGUGUGGCCACGACGGACCAACUGCAUCACAUAGUAAAAACGGAUGUAGAUUGUGUAAAACUAACAAAAGCUGCAAUGUGUCGGAAAACUCUAUUAAAAACGAGAUUGCGAUUCGCAGCAAAGCGAUCCAAUGCGAGGAUUUUCCAUAUGAAGACAUUGUUGAUGAGUUUCUGCGUCGGAAGGACAAUGUGGACAAGUUAGAUGUUAAAUGGUCGCAACCUGACAUGAAAAAAUUUAUCCAAUUUACGACAAAGUUUCUUCAGUGGGAAGAAUUGUAUUCAUUUGAAAAGUUUUUACCUAUUUUAACACGUUGGAUUUUGCUGAAGAAUGUGGUGAUUUUUCAGCCGCAGUCCAUUAAGAAACGUAGAAACAUCAAAGGUGUUGGAAGUUUCGAAAUUAAUUGGGAUUGCGACAAUUUAGUAAAAUUGAUACCCAAGGAGCAACUGGAGGGAGUCGAUUUGAUUAAAUUGUGCUCAACCAUUGAACCGGAUGUAUUGGUAGCCAGAAGGUUUCCGAACAUGGUGGAGGAAUUCGAAACUUCUAAGAAGAAACCGGUCAAGAGAAAAGCCAAAAAACCUGCGGCAAAUACGUUGGACAAGUACCUGAAUCUGGAUGCUUCCUGUUUUGGAGACGAAGAUGAUGAAUGCGAUCUAUCCCUAAUCGUCGAUGGAAUCAUUUCGAAAGGUUUGCCGGAAGUUGUUAAGGAGAAAUUGAAAGAGAUGAAAGAAGAUAAAGAGCGCGUGGACAGCUUUUUUGUUGCGCCAAGCGACGAUGCAGCUGCCGAAGACCUUUUCGAGGCUAGUUUUAAUUUCAUUACUGAUGUUGGCGGUGAUGAUGAUGAUGAUGAUAAGGAUGGAGAUAGUGAUGAUAGUUUCGAUGAACGUUACGUUCCAUUACUGGAGCGAUUGAAAAAGAACUAAGGUAAUUCAUUUUGUUGUAUUUUUUUUGUUUCUCCCCUUGCGCCGGAGAGAACAUAACAAUAGUAUAUUCAAAUAUGUU
This is a messenger RNA of Nicrophorus vespilloides, 1811 nucleotides long. Its product is annotated as flap endonuclease GEN. The record is from RefSeq and is a predicted model, not a curated record. Gene Ontology annotation, molecular function: four-way junction DNA binding; 5'-flap endonuclease activity. The transcript is spliced from 7 exons. NCBI's taxonomy places the organism in Eukaryota, Metazoa, Arthropoda, Insecta, Coleoptera, Silphidae. Bases 29 to 1732 code for a protein of 567 amino acids.